CAAACCAUCAAAGCAAACCAAAGAGAGAAGCUUUAUUUCACAAAAAACAAUGGGUGUCUUGAGAACCUCCAAUUGGAGGCCAAAUUUUCUACACUGCUUCAAGCCCACAGAUCCAAAUCCAGAUUCCACAAAGAGCAAGAAGAAUGGUGCUUCAUCUUCUUCAAACAGGAUCUCACUCUUGGAUUGGAGUGGCCCACAAUCACAGCUCUCAGUGAUGAGUGACCUCUCAAACCCUGUCUUCAACCUCCACAUCUUCACCAUGAGAGAGCUUCAGAAGGUCACAUCCAAUUUCACCAGGAGCAACUACCUUGGGGAAGGUGGGUUUGGUACAGUUUUCAAAGGGUUUGUUGAUGCCAAGCUGAGGCCAGGUUUGGAACCUCAGCCUGUUGCUGUCAAAGUUCUGGACUUGGAUGGCUCCCAGGGUCACAGAGAAUGGCUGGCAGAGGUGAUCUUCCUUGGCCAAUUGAAGCAUGACCACCUCGUGAACUUGAUUGGAUACUGCUGCGAGAAUGAACAGAGGGUUCUGGUCUAUGAAUACAUGGAGCGCGGCAAUCUCGAGCAUCUCCUUUUCAGAAGUGUGUUUAAUGGAUGGGAAAAUGCAGGUUAUGCAGCAGCUCUGCCAUGGCUAACAAGGCUGAAAAUUGCAGUUGGAGCAGCAAAAGGGCUGGCUUUCCUGCAUGAAGAGCAGAAACCGGUCAUCUACCGCGAUUUCAAGACAUCCAACAUCUUGUUAGACUCGGAGUACAAUGCAAAGCUUUCGGAUUUUGGGCUGGCGACAGAUGGGCCGGAAGGGGACGAAACCCAUGUCACAACUCAAGUGAUGGGGACUGAAGGCUAUGCUGCUCCUGAAUACGUAUCGACCGGUCAUUUGACAACAAUGAGUGAUGUGUUCAGCUUUGGAGUGGUGUUGUUGGAGCUUCUAACAGGCCGUAGAUCAGUGGACAAAAAGCUGCCAAUUAGAGAACAAGUCCUAACAAAAUGGGCCAAACCAUUUCUAAAGGACACUCAAAGACUCGACCAGAUAAUGGACCCAAGGCUCGAAGGGCAGUACUCAAUUGAAGGUGCCAAGAAGGCUGCAGCUUUGGCUCACCAAUGCCUUAGCCACCAUGACAAGUGCAGACCCACAAUGACCAAAGUGGUCAGGACCUUGGAGCGCUUGCUGGAGCUCAAUGACAUCUCAAUUGGGUUCUUUGUUUACAUUGUGCCAAGUGAAGUAAAAAAUGAGAAAGGUUGUGUGAUGAAGUGCGUGGAAGAGAAGAAUUGUGAUGAGCAUAAGAAUGGUUUCGAGGGUGAAUUGAAGGUGGAAGGAAGGAGGAGGAAGAGGCAUAGAUCAAGCAAAUCGAAGAAGGGUUGUAGUAGUUCGAAGUAAAGCUUGUUCAUUCUGAUACAGAUUUGUAUAGAAGGUUUGGGGACUAGUUUGUAUUCUCAUAAACAUUGAGGUAAAUUAGGAAUAUACAUAAAGAAAGUUGCAUAGGUCUUUUCUUCAUUUUAGGAGGAUUUUGUUUAUGAUGUGGUUGUGGGUUUAAUUAUGGUGAUAGGU
This is a messenger RNA of Linum tenue, 1540 nucleotides long. NCBI's taxonomy places the organism in Eukaryota, Viridiplantae, Streptophyta, Magnoliopsida, Malpighiales, Linaceae. The record is from the annotation of a GenBank genome assembly.